This is a messenger RNA of Vanessa tameamea, 3790 nucleotides long. Its product is annotated as hemicentin-2-like. The record is from RefSeq and is a predicted model, not a curated record. The coding region runs from base 56 to 2854 and encodes 932 amino acids. Lineage: Eukaryota; Metazoa; Arthropoda; Insecta; Lepidoptera; Nymphalidae. The transcript has 21 exons.
GUGCGUAGUGAUGCGAAAUUAUGUAUAUCGAUAAAUAAAGAAGCGAGUUUUAAAAAUGUGUUUGUGUAAAAGAUUAUUUUUUAAAGUGAUUGUUUGUUUUUUUAUAAACUACGUCAAAUGUCAACAAGAAGUACUGAUAGAAGAGUCAUCUGCUAUAGAGUCUUUCCACUCUGGCGUGGGUGGUGCGGUCGAGCUGCCUUGUGACGUCACACCCGCCCUCCCCAACGACAGUAUGGGCCUUGUCAUCUGGUACAAGCAAGGGCAUGACACGCCAAUAUACACCUAUGACAAGCGAGAGGGUGUGACGUCACACUGGUCUGAUCCCUCGACGCUGUCCACCCGAGCCACUUUCCGCACCAACACCGAACCAGCAGUGUUAUUACUCACCAAGCUAAGAGCUGAAGACAGUGGGCAGUACAGAUGUCGAGUGGACUUUAUUAAAUCACCCACGAAGAAUACUAGACUCAAUCUAACUAUACUUAUUCCACCUGAGCGACUGCUGAUUCUGGAUCAGGAAGGUGACGAGAUCAAAGGCGGCGUUCUCGGUCCCUACGACGAGGGCACUGAAGUCAAUCUCACUUGCGUCGCUGUCGGAGGUCGCCCUCCCGCACGAGUUUCCUGGUGGAAGUCACACGCACUGCUAGCCAACUCGGAGGCGCGCGCCACUGUCUUCUUCACACUGCAACGAGCAGACUACGGAACUGAAGUUACUUGUCAGGCAGUGACAGAUCCUUCGAUAGCUCCGCUCUCCGAGAUCCUGACCAUUGAUAUUAACCUUCGACCAUUAUGGGUGAGGUUGCUAGGUGGUAAACGUCCUCUAGUAGCUGGACGGCGUGCGGAGCUGGUCUGUCAGGCAGUCGGCGCGCGUCCACCGCCUAACAUAUCCUGGUGGAAGGGUGGUACCAGACUCACCACUGUUAGAGAAACUACCUCCCCUGAUGGUAACGUGACCAGCAGUACUUUGAGCUUCUUACCCAGUAUAGAGGAUGCGGGUAGGGUGCUUUCUUGUAGAGCUACACAACCAGCUCUACCUAGAGCCGUUCGAGAAGAUGGAUUUCAGCUUGAAGUACAACAUUUGCCAGUAGUGAAGUUAGAGCUUGGCGCAAACUUGGACGCUUCUAAAGUGGUCGAAGGGUCUGACGUUUAUUUAGACUGUAUGGUGCGUGCAAACCCAUGGCAUACGCAUGUCUAUUUCACUCAUAAUGGCGCGACCGUUCGUGGUGGCGCCGGUAUAGUAGUCGCCAACCAGAGCCUCGUGCUGCAGCACGUGUCUCGUCGCGCAGCUGGCGCGUAUGUGUGCGUCGCACGCAACGCUCUGGGAGAGGGUUCCAGCGAGCCACUCAUUUUGGAUGUCAAGUACAGCCCAACAUGCAAAAAUGCGCAGCCAAUACCCUUGCGUGCGGCUCGAGGAGAGACCGUGGAGAUUGACUGUGAGUUGGAGGCCAAUCCACAGGAGGCCAUGACAUAUCAGUGGUGGCUCAAUAGCACAGCUCAUUCUAAGCUCGAACUUAAUACGAUGGCCGUACACGCGCAGAACAAUCUUGGUAGAUACCUAUACACGGUUAACACUUCGGCUGAUUAUGGCUGGGUACAAUGUGCCGGCACUAACACGGUGGGCCGGCAAGAUGUGGCCUGCUUGUUCAACAUACUACCCGCUGAAAAGCCGUCCCCGGUAAAGAGCUGUACGAUCACAAACGUGACACACGAGUCUGUAUCGUUAGUCUGCGCGCCCGGACAUGACGGUGGACUGCGACAGGCCUUUCUUUUGCAGGUCUUUGAUAUGGCAACGGGUUUGUUGCUCCGUAACAUGAGCAGCGAGGAGCCACAGUUCGCGGUGUGGGGUCUAACCGGUGCCGUGGGCAUGUCGAUUCGCGCUUUCAACAGCAAGGGGUCCAGUGAGCCUUUUACGCUAUCGUCUAGCUUGCUGAAACAUCCACUGCGACAGACGGCAAACGUGCCAGUCAGGGUAGAACUGACGACUAUACUGGUAACAGUACUGUGUACUGUAGCUGGUAUCGCUGCGAUCACUACUAUAUCAGCAUUUAUCUUUUGCUGGAAGUACUGCCAAAAAGAAGAAGAGAAAAAUGACAAAUCGAAACGUAAACAAGAUGACAUAUCGAACACUCCACUCACAGGCACUAAUGAAAGCGUUGAUAGCUUAGAUAAAAACCCGGAUAUAAUACCAAUUGAAGGUAAAAUAAAUGAUAAUUGUUCGAAUAAAUCGUCCGCGACCGAUUAUAGUUCAAUACGGCCUCUCUUGUCUAAGUCUGAUUCAGAAAAAUACGGCACCAAUUGCGAUCGCCAUUGUGAACACAAUGAGCCUUGCAGUCAAUACGUGCAAGUGCGACCGUUGGACUUCCGGGUUCAUCAGUACCAACAUGGCCUACACAUGCCCAAUAUUGGAUCCAGUUUAGGCCUAGGUCCAAACAUGAGCCACAUACCAAAUAUUGGUCCAAAUGACUGUCAAGCUCCAUACGACAAAGUGUACGAGAAUUGGUUGAAAUAUAAGAAUUCUUUGCCAUUAAAUACGAGUGGAUUGCUACCAAUGGAGCAAUGUAUGCCUCCUGAACUAUAUCCGCCCACUGUAUACAGUGCGGCAAGUAGGAAUCCUCUCAACUUGGCUCAGAUGCCUGAAUUAGAAUCUUACCACGCGGAGCCUCGUUCAAUUACGCAGGAGUACCGCGGCGCUUCGCCCCCAGUGCGAGUUAACACAGAUAGCACCAGUGCUUACUUUAGCAAGAAUUUGCUGCCAAGGUCAGCUAUGGGUAAUCUACAACGACCGGACGCUGACUCCACCAUGAAGUCCGUUGAAACCAACACGCAACAAAAUGACCAUAGACAAGAGUGUAGGUGAGAUAACAUCGAUGAUUAUUCAGAAACAAAAAUGUGAAGUGAUAAACUUUGUGAAAAAUAAAAACGGUGCAAAAGAAUAUAAUUAUUGUCGAAAGUGAGGUUGUUUCAUUAAAAUAAUAAUUAUAUAAUAAUAUAUAAAUAGAUGAAAUCUAAACGAAAUUUUUAAAUUAUUCUUUAAACUUAAUGUAUUUUAACAUUGCGUACUGUCAAUUUUGCUUGAUGAUAUUUUCAAAUUUUUAACGUUUAUUCGAAUUUUUCUAAAAUUUUAAGACUGAUAUUUUAAAUGAUCGAAGUGUUCGCUUAGUAUGUUUCACUGACAAAAUAUAAAUAAAAUUUAAGAAUAAAUAAGAUUUUAAUGUUCACUGUUCAAAAAAUGUAUAUGUCAAUGGUUGUAUAUAUAAUUAUUGUAAAUAGUUUGUUUAUUUAUUGUACAGAUAAAUGAUAUAAUAGAAUGUGUUGCCAUAUUAGUUAAGAUAUUGUUAGAAUUUUAAUAGUAUGGAAUCACGAGCUUCUAUGGAAGUAAAAAAUAACAUAUAAAUAAAUGUAUCAAGUGUUUCCUGGAACAUUAUUUUAAGUUAAUAAUUGUACUUAUUAAACAUUACACUAACUUAACAUUGCACUAACGUAAUAAAAUGUACUUUACUCAUUGAUUUAUAUUUUAUUAAUGUUUUCAUUUGAUUCAAUGUAAAGAUAACACAUCUAUAAUAAGUUCAAUUUCUACUAAAAUUCUACUUCCUGUUGUAGAAAAUACACGUGACUGUGUACUAAUGUAUAUAGCACUUUAUUAUACAGGCUGUUGAAAUAUCGAAGAUACACUAUACAAUUUUGUUUGUACGAGUUUAUUAAUUUGAUGUUUUUAAAGUAAUUGAAUAUCACUAAAUAUUUCUGUUUAGUAUUUUUCCUUCAAUAAAUUGAAAUAAAUGUGUUUAUAUCUUUA